AUGCAGGACGCUGCUGGCAAUGGCCUGCUCCAGAUUGCAGCUCUCGGUGGACACUCCAAGGUCGCGGAAAUACUUUUAGAUCAAGGAAUCAAUAUCAAUUCUGUUGACCGUAACCACGGCACCGCAUUGCAGGCUGCUAUCUACAUGGGGGGGAAGGGUCCGAAUGAGGUCAUUCGAUUGCUCCUCGAUUGGGGUAAAGCAAAAAUCCCUGAUGGCAGAGUCAGAGACAAGAUCAAUGUCAAUACGAAGGGCGGCUACUACGGCUGUGCUCUGCAGGUCGCUGCAUAUAGAGCCAACUCCGAACUGGUGUGCGAGCUUGUCAAUGAUUGUAAUCCUAAAGCAGAUGUGAACAUUGCUGGCGGGAAAUUCGGCUUUCCUCUUCAAGCGGCAGUGCGGACUGGUCGCCGAGCUGUUGUCAAGCCCAUACUCUCCGUUAAAUCAGAUCCAGUGAACAUCAAUGCCAAGGGGGGAAAAUAUGGAACCACAUUACAAGCUGUAGCCAGGGGAAAGUACAGAACGAGGGAGAAAUUGCCAGAGAUAUCUCGAGGACAGGUUUUGAGUCAGAAAGCACAAAGCUCACUAGGUAAACCCAUCGACCUUCACAACAACGCUAGUGAGGAAGACUACCGUGAAGUUGCCAAUAUGCUGUUUGAAAACGGUGCAAAGAUGGAUGGCGGGAGUGGAAAGUUGGACAACCCCAUCAAUGCAGCUGCAAGCUCUGGAGACCCGGCAAUGCUUAAAUUAAUGCUGAAGCAUUGUGAGAAACCGGACCUUCCUUGGAAGGAAGACAAGGGCAGAGUAUUGACAAAAGCAUUGCUGACUGCGAUCACCCUGUCACCCGAAAAAUCUCCUGAGAAUCCUCCUGAGAAGCAGUUAGCGUUGGUUAAAUUACUUGUCGAGAAUGGUGCCAACAUUCAGUAUAAAAUAUCUGGCUCCUUAUCC
Molecule: messenger RNA, 942 nt
Organism: Hyaloscypha bicolor E
Lineage: Eukaryota; Fungi; Ascomycota; Leotiomycetes; Helotiales; Hyaloscyphaceae
Product: ankyrin
Exons: 2
Molecular function (GO): protein binding
Source: RefSeq, a predicted model, not a curated record